Messenger RNA from Gossypium raimondii (Peruvian cotton), 1695 nucleotides. RefSeq names its product putative UDP-glucuronate:xylan alpha-glucuronosyltransferase 4. The record is from RefSeq and is a predicted model, not a curated record. Gene Ontology annotation, biological process: xylan biosynthetic process. Lineage: Eukaryota; Viridiplantae; Streptophyta; Magnoliopsida; Malvales; Malvaceae. Bases 1 to 1656 code for a protein of 551 amino acids. The transcript has 2 exons. Gene Ontology annotation, molecular function: glycosyltransferase activity.
AUGGCUCACAAAACCCUUCAUUCCAACCAAAAGCUCUUCACUCUCUCCCUAAUUCUUCUCUCUUUAUCACUAUCAAUCUUUUUUAUAUUUUUCGGAUCAAAAAACAACAUUGUCAACAGAUUUAAGGUCGAAACAGAUCAACCUAAUCAAUUGUUUACAAAUCCGAGAUGGUUUGAUCUUAUUCAAGAAGAGAGUAACGGUGAUAAGAAGAUCAAGGUUGGUUUAGUUAAUUUCAAUGAUGAAGAAGCGAGUCAAUAUGAAGUGCAUGGAUAUGGUUCACUUGUUGAUACCGUUCGUGUACAUUUUAAUUGUGUUUCUAAGGUAAGAGAAUGGAAGGAUUUUUUUCCUGUUUGGAUUAAUGAAGACUCGAACUUGCACCCGCCGACAUGUCCGGAGAUCCCCGUGCCACGGCUGGAGGAGUAUUGGGACCUUAAUGUCGUGGUGGCUAAGGUACCAUGUGAUGGGUGGACAACUGAGGCAGGGAUGAGGGAUGUGUUUAGGUUACAAGUGAAUUUGGUGGUGGCUAAUCUUUUGGUAAGGAGUGGUUGGGCCAAAGGGCCGGACGUUAAAUGGGAGGUGUACGCGGUGUUCAUCGGCCAUUGUGGGCCGAUGCCGGAGAUAUUCAGAUGUGAUGAUCUGUUGAGGAAGGAAGGGGAUCAUUGGGUGUAUAAGCCUGAGCUGAAGAGGCUGAAACAAAAGGUGCUCAUGCCUCCAGGGACAUGCCAAAUUGCUUAUCCAUUUGGAAAAACAGGUUUGCAAAGUAAGCUGAAAAACAGGCAAUUUAAUCACAGGGAAGCAUAUGUAACAGUUCUUCACUCCUCCGAAGCUUAUGUAUGUGGCGCCAUAGCUUUGGCACAAAGCAUUAUUCGAACCAAUUCAACGAAAGAUUUACUGCUUCUCCACGAUGAACACGUAUCCCCAAGAUCCUUAACAGGCCUAAGAACUGCCGGCUGGAAAACAAGACAAAUCGAACGAAUUCGAAGCCCCUUUGCUGAGAAAGGUUCAUACAACGAAUGGAAUUACAGCAAGCUCCGAAUCUGGAUGUUAACAUGGUAUCGCAAAGUCGUUUUCAUUGAUUCAGAUUUUCUGGUUUUCAAAAACAUGGAUUGGGUCUUUCAUUAUCCCCAGAUUUCAGCUGCUGGAAAUGAUAGAACUCUGUUCAAUUCAGGGAUCAUGGUGAUCGAGCCUUCACUGUGUACCUUCGAAGAUUUAAUGUUGAAAAGCUUCAAGGUGGGAUCAUACAACGGAGGAGACCAAGGGUUUUUGAAUGAAAUGUUCACUUGGUGGCAUAGGUUGCCUAAAGAAGUUAAUUUCCUCAAGUAUUUUGAUGGGAACCACAGUUUAAAUCGUGAAAAGAUACCUGAUGAUCUUUCUGCGAUUCAUUAUUUGGGUUUGAAGCCAUGGAUGUGUUACAGAGACUAUGAUUGUAAUUGGGAUAUAAAGGAAAGACAGGUUUUCGCUAGUGAUAAAGCUCAUGAGAAAUGGUGGCAAGUAUAUGAUGAAAUGCCUGAGAGACUGAAGCAAUAUUGUGGGUUGAGUCCACAUAUGAAUUGGAGGAUAAAGAAAUGGAGAAGGGUUGCUAAGAAACUUAGCUUACCCGAUGAACAUUGGAAGAUUGGUGUAACUGAUCCUCGACAGUACAAUCUUGUUCAAUAAAGAAAAGGGUGCCCAAUUCUUGAAGGGAAAAAUCAGAAA